Histoplasma mississippiense is the source of this 297-nucleotide messenger RNA. RefSeq lists its product with no specific name. The coding region runs from base 1 to 297 and encodes 98 amino acids. The transcript is spliced from 3 exons. The record is from RefSeq and is a predicted model, not a curated record. Lineage: Eukaryota; Fungi; Ascomycota; Eurotiomycetes; Onygenales; Ajellomycetaceae.
AUGACCUCGCAAGCGGCAUGGAAGCGCACGGCCUCCUGCGUUGGAUUUGGUGCCCUUGAUCAGCUACUCAAAAUCCUCACUGCCCCUGCACGUUCAAACGAAAGACCUGAAAUAAACAACGCACACACCAAGCCCGAGUUGCGACGGGAACACCAGGCGGGAGCGCCGCUUCCCAAACAAAAGGGAGAAUCUUCCCCUCGGAGACUCCUGUUUCAUGUGACCGUGAUAGUUAUUGUGGAACAGGAACAUGCGGACGAAAACCCUCUGACUCAAAAUCCGGAGAACUGUGAUUGCUAA